ACAGAGCACAAUAAACCUGGUGGGCAUGUGCCGAAAACAUCACCUCAGAGUUACACACGCACGAGAACUCAGCGCUUCAUCCAAGUGUACAAGGGUAACUUCAUCCAAAAAGACAAGGCUUUUUUUUUUCCUCCAUCGGAAUGGCACACACGGGAGGUCGCAGACUCAAGCAGUGGCUGAUGGAGCAGAUCCAGAGCGGUCAGUACUCCGGGCUGCAGUGGGAGGAUGAAAGUCGCACCGUGUUCCGAAUUCCAUGGAAACACGCGGGGAAACAGGAUUAUAACCAAGAAGUGGACGCGUCCAUUUUCAAGGCCUGGGCUUUGUUUAAAGGAAAGUUUAAGGAAGGGGACAAGGCAGAGCCUGCGACAUGGAAGACAAGACUCCGCUGUGCCCUCAAUAAAAGCCCUGACUUUGAGGAGGUGAGAGAACGGUCGCAGCUGGACAUUUCUGAGCCUUACAAAGUCUACCGCAUCGUACCCGAGGAAGAGCAGAAGCAUGGCAAAAGCCCGAUGAUGACAAUGGCAGCUACCACUUGCUCUGGCGAUAUUCCCGACUGCAGCCCCACGGAACUCGAUGAGUUAAUGAAAGAGGAAGAAGGCUGCAGCAUCCAGGCCAGCCCAGAGUACUGGUCUCAAAGCAGCAUAAAUGCUUUUUCUCUGCACCAGGACCCUUUGCCAUCCGGCACGAUCAGUGCAGCUUUCUCCCAAAUGAUGAUCAGUUUCUACUAUGGAGGGAAGCUGGUGCAGAACACGCUGGUCACUCAUCCAGAGGGCUGCAGGAUCUCUCCGCAGCAGCACCUGGGUCGUGGCGCCCUCUACAGUUCGGACAGCAUGCAGAGCGUCCACUUCCCCUCCGCCGACCUCAUAGAGUACGACCGCCAGCGUCACGUCACGCGCAAACUCCUCGGCCACAUAGAGAGAGGCGUGUUGGUCCGCGCCAACCAAGAGGGCAUCUUCAUCAAAAGGCUGUGCCAGAGCCGCGUCUUCUGGAGCGGCCUGGGGGAAGUGGGCUCACAGUACAGCCACAUGCCCUGUAAACUGGAGAGGGACGCCGUCGUCAAGAUCUUUGACAUGGGAAGGUUUCUCCAAGCUAUGCCGCUGUAUCAGGACGGUCAGUUUCCUGCUCCAGAUCCAACAGUGACUCUGUGCUUCGGAGAAGAGCUCCAAGAUGUCAACAAUGCCAAAAACAAACUGGUCAUCGUGCAGAUCACUGCCGUGAACUGCCAGCACCUGCUGGAGGCGGUGAACGUGCGCCGCGCGCAGCCGUACUGCAGCACCCCGAGCCUGGACAUGUCCGAUGUUGUGGCCACUGACCCGAUGGCCCUCAUCUACCAGGACCUGUGCAGCUACAGUGGACCCCAGCGGCCGGCCUGCUACAGGGACAACAUGCCAAUCACUGCCUGAAAUGUGAGCAAUCAUUUCUCCAGCCUGCACUAGACCAAAAACAUGUACAGUAAAUUAGGGACAUUCGCUUAUUAUUCCUGAAACACUCUGACAAGGUAAAGUCCAUUUAAAAAAAAAAAAAAAAAAAAAAUAAAAAAAAAUGAGUCAGAUAAGGAAGAGCAAAUCUCUUACAAUAAGACUUUAAAGCUGCAGCUCAAUACUAGCCUGUCCCUAAUAUUUUUUUUAAUCUAAGUAAUGCUUAUAUUUGUAUAAGUACACAGCUAAAACAAACUUUUUUGCUUUGUUGUUACAUGAGAUUAUGACAAAGUAACUUUUAAGGGUAGAUAAUUCUGCUGAUGGGUUUAUUAUUAACAUCCUUUACUUAAGUUGUGAUCCUCCCAGGAGAGGUUGAUGCUCUGUGUGUCGGCGAUUCAGUUCUCAGCGUUUUAUUUUUACACCGUCUCGCUUCCCUCACAUCGCCACCAUUUGCACGGACGGGGCAACAAAUGGGCUUUUUUUUUUAUAUUUUAUUUCUUCGCAGUAGUAAAUCUUUAUACGAGUUGAUAGCAUUUUCCUCGAUGCAGUGUGGCAUCAUAUUUGAUAGGUUUUACUAUCGGACUGUCUGUUUUGUGACCUUAUUUUUCUUUCUUUUUUUUUUAAUGAACUGGAUUUCUAAUAAAAACAAAGUUU
This is a messenger RNA of Solea senegalensis (Senegalese sole), 2072 nucleotides long. It is a transcript of the gene irf8, whose product is annotated as interferon regulatory factor 8. Gene Ontology annotation, biological process: immune system process; regulation of transcription by RNA polymerase II. Lineage: Eukaryota; Metazoa; Chordata; Actinopteri; Pleuronectiformes; Soleidae. The coding region runs from base 141 to 1403 and encodes 420 amino acids. The transcript is spliced from 9 exons. The record is from RefSeq and is a predicted model, not a curated record. Gene Ontology annotation, molecular function: DNA-binding transcription factor activity, RNA polymerase II-specific; RNA polymerase II cis-regulatory region sequence-specific DNA binding; protein binding. Gene Ontology annotation, cellular component: nucleus.